GUGGAAGAUGGAGCGGGGACUGCAACGCACCCCGCAACUAACUUCGGGGGGCGCCCUAAUUCACCCCACUCUUGAUUUGGGGUGCAAGGCACCCCAUCUUCCCUCGCGCCGUUUUGCAAACAGGGCAACGCAGGAAAAUUAUCGCAUUGCUCGAGCCUAAACCCGAUCACUGUAUUCCCGCGGGGAGGUCAGGCCGGAAACGGAUCCGGCGAGUUCACACGUGCAAUCCGCAGUCAUGCGCCCGGGAUACGGGUCAGUACCGCGCAAGCGUGUGGGAGGAGACUUUCUUCCCUUUGGUGUUGGGAAUCAGGCCGGGGAUGGUUUUUCGGGUCGUGUGAAAUGGAGGAAGAAAAUGGGGUCGUGGGGAAAGGUCCUGGGACCCCAACACUAGGGAUUCGCGUGGAAAUACACCUUUCCGUCUUCCUCACCCUGUUUCCAGCUGGGACUCCCAUGUUUUCCUCGGCCACGGCGAACGUGCAAUGGAGCGUCCAGUUUGACCCUUCCCCGUCCACGUCGUCCGUGGCAUCCCUGACCUCCAUUCCUGGACGCAAGCGGAAAGCCAACUUCUCCAACGAUGAGAUGGAAACCCUGGUGUGGAAUGUAGUCCGGCAUUUCGGCGCCUUAUACGGUUCCGAAACCUUCCGGGCGCACCCCGCACGGCGCAAACAGCUCUGGACACAGAUCCAAAGCCGUGUCAACUUUCUCGGCUACACCGAGCGCUCGAUUGAUGACCUGAAGCACAAAUGGAGGGAUCUACGGCUGGACGUCAAGAAGAUCACCGCCCAAAAGAGCCCGGCCGUCCACCGGGCCAGAACCCCCUGCAAACCACGGUUGACCCCCCUGGAGAAGGUGGUGGCUUCUACAUUCUUUCAGCCCACCCAUGAUUCGGAACCAGAGAUCGUCCUGGAUCCCGAGAUUUACUUCCCGGGAACCUCCAAACUGAGGUUUGGGCCCAUGCAGGAUGCAACCAGCCACCCCAAUAUUUACAUCAACACCAACGGGCAGCCGUCCACUCUGCCAGAAAUGGAGGAGUUCGUUGGGCCUCGCCUGGGUGUCCAGAGUCCAGACCCGUCAGUAAUUGGAGACUACAGCAGAGGGGAAGAGGAGAGCAGCUCUGCUGACUCCGGUCCAGAGCUCCAGAUUCCCGAAAAGUCGACUGUCUCCCCCCCACUGAGAAAUGACUGCCUGGUUUCCUACACUUCCGAAGAGGAGGACGCGGAAGGCCCGGAUGGGAAGGAGGGUCUCCAUCUGCCAUUCUCAGCCGAGGAAGACCUGAAGUUCUCCAGUCGGCAGGCGAUGCUCCUCCGUCGCUGCGGUUCGAGGAGAUCGCCUGCAUCCGAGCCAGAGGACAUGUUUACUCCGGUGGGUGGUCACUCUGAGUGGGGUCACAGUGGGCGUGCUGACCUUCCAGUCCUGGGACCCCAGACAGAGGAGGAAGGAUCGGAGCCCCCCAAUACUGAUCUAGGCUCCUUCCCACGGGGACUGAUGGGUCCGGAGUGGGAACAGUCGUAUGAGGAUCAGCAGCUGCCGCCGUCCAUAUCUCCGCUUGGUGCAGGGACUCUAACGGAGGAGUCCCUGCCUCCUGUAUCACCUUGCAAAGACGCAGUAGCCCCUUCGCACUCCUUGCCACGGGGAAUCGGGGCCUUCCGCGCAUGGGAGAGCUACCGAGGACCUUGCAAGACCACCCUCCAUCGCUUAAUGGAGAUGGAAGACCAGUGGGAUCAGCUCUACCACCACGAGUUAGCUGUGUGGCAGGAAGAACGAGCCCAGCAACGGGAGGAGCGGGCUAGAGACAGGGACCUCCAGCUGCAGCUGCUGGCUGUCCUCACCGAGAUCCGCGACAAGCUGCGGUGUUUGCGGCAGGAACGGGCAACUUCUCACCAGGAGUGUGCUUCGCAAAGCGGCACUGCGCUCACCGCGCCAUGCCUGCCUCCGAAACCCGAGGUGUCACUUCCCAAGUCAUUGUCUCUACAUGCCCCACUGUUCUACCCUGGCAAAACUGAAUCUUGCUUCACGGGAACGCCUUUGCUGAAUGGCGGGCGGGGACAGAGGGGUGCCGGGCUCAGAAGUCCCCAGGGUAUCCCCCGGCGGGGCAGGGGGCGUCCCCGAGGGUCCACAUCUCGUCACAAAAGGUUGUUGGUGAGCAGCAGAUAGGCGGGAUGCAGGUUGCCAAGCCCAGGACUAACAGACAUCUCAUGUGGAAGGACAUGUGGACAUGCCAUGCGCCCCAAACACCCAGGAUAUGCAGCGAGCGUGAAAGGCAUUGGAGUGCAUUUUCCCACAAAAGUCUUUAACAUCGGAACCCAUGUUGCAAAUAUCUUGAGCUUUUUUGAUAACGUGGGAUGAAUUAAUAAGCAUAGUGAUCAAUGUAUGACCUGCAUGCAAGUGAAUAUGCACUGUGUACAGGAAGUCCUCGACUUAUAACCACUUCCUUUACUGACUGUUCCAAAUCACGACGACCAUUCUCCACCCUCACGGCCGUUGCAGCCUCCCUGUCAUGUAAUCAAAUGCAAGAUGCUUGGCAACUGGCAUGGACUUAUGACAGUUGCAGUGUCCCUGGGCCACGUGGUC
Molecule: messenger RNA, 2571 nt
Organism: Pseudonaja textilis
Lineage: Eukaryota; Metazoa; Chordata; Lepidosauria; Squamata; Elapidae
Source: RefSeq, a predicted model, not a curated record